Drosophila takahashii is the source of this 1128-nucleotide messenger RNA. RefSeq names its product putative gustatory receptor 85a. Gene Ontology annotation, cellular component: membrane. Gene Ontology annotation, biological process: sensory perception of taste. Lineage: Eukaryota; Metazoa; Arthropoda; Insecta; Diptera; Drosophilidae. The record is from RefSeq and is a predicted model, not a curated record.
AUGAUAUCACCGAGACGCUUGCUGCAAUUAGGAUUCCUUUGGUUUUGCACAUUAAAUGGAAUCACCACCUUCUAUUUCCGCUCGGGAAAAUUACGCCAAUCCCGAUUUCUGGCCUGCUAUCGUAUAAUUCACAAUUUAGUGGUGAUUAUCUUGACGAUAAAGUUCCUCAUGGACUUCUGGCACUUCAGUGCCGCUUCCUUCGAGGAAUCUCCGCUGGUGCGGCUGGCUGCCAUCACAUAUUUCGGCCUCGUUUUCCUAUCUCUGAUCAGUUGCAUGGGCUGUGCUCAUCGGCGUCAGGAUCGGAUUCGUAAUAUGAUUAUAAAACUUCAGAAAAUGGAGCAGAUAAGCAAAUCACGCGGCUACAGGGUGGCUAAAGGACAUAAGCGAUUUCUUAAUAUGCUCCUGAUAAUUGUCACUCUUCUGCUGAUCCUUCGACUCGCCAUCCAUGCCGCCUUGAAUGUCAAUCGAUUUUUGAGAGGAAACCACAAUCCCUGCAACUGUUUCCUCUCCGAGUGCAUGAUAUUCGCCACCAACUCUUUGGCCUUUGGCCUCAUGCUGGAGAUCUGCCGGAACUGGUGGCGUUUGCAGUCGGGUCUGGAGUUAGUCAUCCUGGAUCCAAAUCCUUUUCCGGACCAGCUUUGGCGACUGCGAGAGCUGCAGGCCAUGUUCCAGUCGCUAAUUGAUAUGACCGAUGAGGUUUGCUUGGUCUUCAGGUUUGUGUUUCUCUGCUACUUGAUGCGAAAUGUGUGGAGUGGCAUACGAGUCGGGUACAUGUUGGUUCGGGUUUGCCUAGGUCAUAGUGCCAUUGAAUCGGAACUCGAGUACCUGCAGAUGGUAUUUAUCACCUGCAUACAGCCGCUGCUCUUUUCACUGAUGAUGAAUUCCUUGACGCACACCACGGAUUCCCUCUUGGAGGCCACAAAGGAUGUGAUCAGGGGACUUUAUAGCCAGGAUCCGCAAGUGGAGCAAAGUAUGGAAUGGUUCUGCCUGCAACUGGCGGAGCAGCACACCUACGUUCACAUCUUCGGGACCUAUCGCAUGAAUCGAAGCUUGGCCUUCGACGGAUGCUCGGUUAUCCUGCUUCACGUCAUCUAUAUGGUACAAUGUGAAUACAAUUCAAUGUUUUAG